Messenger RNA from Plasmopara halstedii, 1440 nucleotides. RefSeq names its product transcription initiation factor iif subunit alpha-like isoform x2. The transcript has a single exon. Gene Ontology annotation, molecular function: RNA polymerase II general transcription initiation factor activity; TFIIF-class transcription factor complex binding; DNA binding. Gene Ontology annotation, biological process: positive regulation of transcription elongation by RNA polymerase II; transcription initiation at RNA polymerase II promoter. NCBI's taxonomy places the organism in Eukaryota, Oomycota, Peronosporomycetes, Peronosporales, Peronosporaceae. The record is from RefSeq and is a predicted model, not a curated record. The coding region runs from base 1 to 1440 and encodes 479 amino acids. Gene Ontology annotation, cellular component: transcription factor TFIIF complex; nucleus.
AUGAGCCGUCCGACUGCCGCUCGCAAUUCUACCACGUCUUCUGGGGCAGAGAUGGAAACACUUGUGCUGCGAGCAACGCCGUCAAUUAAACGCUACAAUAUCGCACGUUUUGAUGUGCCAAAUCCUCCGCGCUUUAGCUCGUGUCCGCAGCCCGUCAUGAUGUAUCGAGAACCAGAGCGCGUGGACGAAGAAGAGAAGGAAGACGAUGCGCCGGUGGGCUUUGACCCAGCACUGCGUAAGCGUCGCAGGCGCCGUCGAAAAGAUAAUCGCACGGCCGGUUGGGUUAUUGAGGACAGUGAGGGAAAAAACAAAUUCCACGGCACGUUCGAGGGUGGCCAGUCGUCCACGUACAUGCUGCUGGUCAAAAAUCGUCACAAUGACGAAUUUAAUGUUAUGCCUGUUGAGCAGUGGUUUCGUUUCAAGAAGCCGUUAAAUUAUCGCACUCUUACGCUCGAGGAGGCCGAGGAAAUGAACAAUGAAAAGAAACGUGCCGUCGAGCGCUGGCUGAUGAAGCACAAGCUCGCAGGGGAGGACAAAAACGACACGGGAGGGGAUACUGUGAGUGCUCCUCGUGUCCGUACGGGCGCUUUGGCCUCAUCAUCAUCAGCCUCUCUUAAAGCUAAAAGUGACGGUGAUGACAUCUUUGGAAGCACGUCGGAAGCGCGUCCUCGGCGUGUUGCGCGGCCUAAGACUCGUGCUGGCGAAGGAGCUACCGGCGAAGAUGGAGGAGAUUUUGAUGAAAAAUUCGAUGACGAUGAAAGCGAUGCUGAGAUCCAUCAUGACGAACCUCAAGGAUUGGAGUCAGAUUCGGAUGAGGACGAGUUUGAAGUAGAUCCGGAAGGAACAGGAAAGUUAACGGAAACAGGACAAGCUAUGAAAGAUUUGCUUAAGCGCGCACAGAGUGGAGAGAUGCUGGAAGUCCAGAAGGAAAAGGAAGACGAUGAUGAUGAUGACGAGGAGGAUGACAACUUCACUGCAAAGGAUAUGGAUGUGAUUAAGCGCGAUUUAGGUGGAAACAUCAUACGUGAUCGCUCUACUGCGGUUGGAGACAAUGUUCCGAUAGAAGUCAAGUCUGGAGCUGGAGGUGUAGAAGGCAAUGCUGUAGACGUGAAUGGAAAGGGAAAGGCUAUAACAGCAACUGGUAAUAGUGUCACUGGAAAGCGCAAGGAAGAUGAUAGUCGUUCAAAAGAAGAUACACCCACAAAAGCUGCUAAAACAACGGCUGCGUCGUCACAGAAAUUAACGGAAGCUGGUGUGCAGCAAGAGCUGAUUCGAUAUGGUGGACGCAUGCGAACACGUGACCUGCUUCGCAAAUUGAAAAAACUAAUUAUUACCGACAACGAUAAAGCGUUGCUCAAGGACAUUUUACGUACGAUUUGCGAUGUCGAAGUAGACGCGAUCGAUGGUCGUCUACUGGUUUUAAAGUCUCAAUUCCGUUAG